AUGGUUUAUAUGCUUUUAAGUAGAAUUAAUGAACGAAAAGCCUCUGGUCUAGAUAACAUCCCUAAUAAGCUUAUUAAGAUAGCGGCUGAAAUAAUCUCACCAUCACUAAUUGAAAUAUUUGCCAGAUCAAUUAGCACUGGCAUAUUUCCAUCUGAGUGGAAAACGGUCAGAGUAUCACCAAUAUUUGAGAAAGGCAAAAAGAACGAUCCGAACAACUAUCGGCAGAUAUCAGUUGUUCCAGCAGUCGCUAAAAUUUUUGAAAAAGUAAUUUUCGAACAAGUUUAUAACUAUCUCAAUACCAACCACUUGUUGACGCAUUGCCAGUCGGGACUUAGCUCGCUACAUAGUACACUUACUGCUCUCCUUAAGGACACUAGUAACUGGUCAGUUAAUACAGACAGCGGCCUUCUCAAUGGAGUAAUAUUUAUCGACCUCAAAAAGGCAUUCGAUACUAUUGACCAUGAUAUAUUGUUGCGGAAGCUUCAGAUUUACGGUGUAGAUCAGUCAAGUCUCAAAUGGUUUCAAUCUUAUCUAUCUGGUCGAUCUCAGAAAUGCAAUGAAAAUGGUUGCUUGUCAUCUUCUGUACCAGUUGCUUAUGGUGUACCACAGGGCAGUAACUUAGAGCCAUUACUUUUCCUC
Molecule: messenger RNA, 639 nt
Organism: Paramuricea clavata
Lineage: Eukaryota; Metazoa; Cnidaria; Anthozoa; Malacalcyonacea; Plexauridae
Source: the annotation of a GenBank genome assembly